Oryctolagus cuniculus (rabbit) is the source of this 424-nucleotide messenger RNA. The record is from RefSeq and is a predicted model, not a curated record. NCBI's taxonomy places the organism in Eukaryota, Metazoa, Chordata, Mammalia, Lagomorpha, Leporidae.
CUGUUCGUGGACAAGGACACGAUCGUUAACGCCGUCGGGGCCUCGCACGACAUUCACCUGCUGAAGAUCGACAACCGAGAGGACGAGCUGGUGACCAGGAUCAACUCCUGGUGCACGCAGCUGGUGGACAAGAUUCACAGGGAUGAGAUCACGCGGAACCGCAAGCGGGUGCGGGAGAUCAAUCAAUACAUCGACCACGCGCAGAGAGAGCUGGAGAGCCUGGAGAGCCCCGACAUGGACUAGCGGCCGCGGCGGCCCCAGCCGGCGGCAGCGCGCAUGCGCCCCCGGCUGUCCCAGGACGGCCACGGGGCUGGGGGGGAGGGGGUCUCAGCCCCCUCGCACCUGUCUUUCCCCUGCUCGUGGGAAAACAUCCAGAUACGGAGAGAAAUAAACGCCCGAGCCGCCCUUCCCCUGUGCUUUCAAA